Messenger RNA from Camellia sinensis, 1533 nucleotides. The record is from RefSeq and is a predicted model, not a curated record. Lineage: Eukaryota; Viridiplantae; Streptophyta; Magnoliopsida; Ericales; Theaceae.
AUGGAGUAUGUGGAUGGUAGGAUACAAGCACCCAACACAAUUGACCCGGGUUAUGACCAAUGGGAGAUUACCAACUCUUUGAUUAUGGGUUGGCUUAUUCAUUCGAUGGUACAAGACAUUGGCGAGGGCUACUUAUCUAUGGAGACUGCCCAGGAUGUUUGGGAUGAUGUGGCUGCCACCUAUUCCUGUAAAGGGAAUUUCUCACAGGCAUUUGAGUUACGCCACUCUAUUGAGAGUUCUGUUCAGGGGGAGCAGACGGACUAUAAGCCUGUUUGCACUGCUGAUUCAGUCGGGUACAAGAAGUUCAUUGCACAGGAGAGAGUCUUCAAGUUUCUGGCCGGCCUCAAUGUGGAGUAUGAUCCGGUUCGGAGUCGGGUUCUGAGUAUGGACACUCUUUCUUCACUUCAGGAGGCAUUUGCCUAUGUACAAAAUGAGAAGAGUCGCCGAUCUGCAAUGAUGUCCCCUAUUUCAACUGACCGCUCAGCAUUAUUGUCUACCUCUAGAGAUAGCCUCAGCUUGACUCCCAUCCCUCCGUCUGCCGCCAAGAAGUCUGUCUUUUGUGAUUACUGUAAGAAGCCGCAGCAUACUCGGGAGACAUGUUGGAAGCUUCAUGGGACUCCAUCCGGGGGUCGAGGUGAUCGGUCUGGUUCUAGAGGAGGUCAGUCAGGCCAGUCUAGAGGACGUGGCUCCUAUCCUCGGGCUCAUCAGUCUAGUGUCGUUGAUACACUUGAUUCUACUUCUACUUCCAUUGGCCAGGCUUCUAAUGGUCUUUCUAGCAUGACUACUCAUGAGCUUGAGGAUGUUCUGCAUCACUUGUUGGACCACCAGUCUUCUACUGCUCUCAGUACAUCUUCCUUGUCAUUUGCCCGCUCAGGUAACUUAGUCUCUUCUUCUUGUGUUUUCCUGUCUCAUACGACUUUGCCCUGGAUUAUUAAUUCUAGUACCUCAGAUCAUAUGUCUGGUUCCUCUGACCUUUUCUCUUCCUAUAAGCCCUCUUUAGGUCAGGACAAAGUUAGGAUUGCAGAUGGUACUAUUUCUUCUAUUUCUGGGAAAGGUUUAGUCCAUGCCACUCCUACUUUACCUCUCUCUUCUGUUCUCCAUGUGUAUCUCAUGAAAGACAAGAGUGAUGUUUUCUCUGUAUUCCUCAAUUUUCAUAAGAUGAUUUGUACUCAGUUUGGGGUCACUGUCAAAAUAUUCCGUUCUGAUAAUGGGGAUGAAUACAUAGAUUCUGGGUUAGGGCAAUAUUUUUCUACUCAUGGCAUUAUCCAUCAGAUCUCCUGCACCAAUACCCCUCAACAAAAUGAGGUGGCGGAACGCAAGAAUCGCCAUCUUCUUGACAUGGCUCGGUGCAUGUGUUUUUCUAUGAGCGUGCCUCGGUCCUACUGGGGCGACGAUGUUCUCACCGCUGCCCAUCUUAUUAAUCAUCUUCCUACUCAGGUCUUGCAAAAACAAGCUCCUCUUCAAGUCCUCCUCAGUUCCCCGUCCUUGUUUCCUAUUCCUCCCAAAAUAUUUGGUUGUCUGUUUUGUCCAUAA